Moesziomyces aphidis is the source of this 1044-nucleotide messenger RNA. Lineage: Eukaryota; Fungi; Basidiomycota; Ustilaginomycetes; Ustilaginales; Ustilaginaceae. The record is from the annotation of a GenBank genome assembly.
AUGGCGCCCACAGCUACCGACGUCCGCAACAACGAGGGCAUCGCCAACUACACCAAGUUCUGGCAGAAGGACUCCAAGGAUGACUCGGCUACCGACAUGGCAAACCGUCUCUCCGAGUACACCUCGGUAGUCAACGGCUACUACGACGGCGCCACCGACCUCUACGAGUACGGAUGGGGCCAGAACUUCCACUUUGCCCGCUACUACCCCGGAGAGGCCUUCAUGCAGGCCAUCGCUCGCCACGAGCACUACCUCGCACACCAGAUGGGCCUCAAGCCCAAGAUGCGCGUCCUCGACGUCGGAUGCGGCGUCGGCGGCCCCGCACGCGAGAUCGCUCGCUUCGCAGACGUCAACAUCGUCGGCCUCAACAACAACGAAUACCAGAUCCAGCGCGCACGCAAGUACACCGAAAAGGCCGGCCUCUCUGCCCAGGUCGAGUUCGUCAAGGGAGACUUCAUGAAGCUCGACGAGCAGUUCGGCGAGAACAGCUUCGACGCCGUCUACGCCAUCGAAGCCACCUGCCACGCUCCCAACUUUGAGGGCAUCUACGGCCAGAUCCAGAAGGUACUCAAGCCCGGCGGAAUCUUUGGCGUGUACGAGUGGUGCAUGACCGACGCCUGGGACGCCUCCAACCCCGAGCACAAGCGCAUCGCACACGGCAUCGAAGUCGGCGACGGCAUCCCCGAGAUGCGCUCCAUCAAGGCCGCACGCGAUGCCCUCAAGACCGUCGGCUUCCAGAUCGAGCACGAGGAGGACCUCGCCGACCGCGGAGACAAGAUCCCCUGGUACUACCCCAUCGCCGGCAGCCUCCGAGACUGCCAGACCGUCUGGGACUACUUCACCGUGGCACGCAUGACCAAGAUCGGACGCGCGACUACGCAGACCGCCGUCAAGGUCCUCGAGACCCUGCGCCUCGUCCCUCAGGGCACCCACUCGGUGGGCGAAUCGCUCGUCACAGCUGCCGACGCGCUCGUCGACGGCGGCCGCACCAAGCUCUUCACCCCCAUGAUGCUCUUUGUCUGCCGCAAGCCCGCCUCCAACUGA